Molecule: messenger RNA, 513 nt
Organism: Funneliformis geosporum
Lineage: Eukaryota; Fungi; Glomeromycota; Glomeromycetes; Glomerales; Glomeraceae
Source: the annotation of a GenBank genome assembly
AUGUCUACUUCAAGCAGCAAUGAAGAUAUCCACAAGUUUUAUGAAUAUCAACGUGCGCGUUUGAACAUAGUUGCUGACUAUUAUGAAAACCUCGCGGAACAAUUAAGGAAGGCAGACGCAUUAACGCUGAUAAAACAAUUACAGAAUCGUAAUUUUUCAGAACUCCAAGUACCACAAUUAGCGACACAACAUGAAUACACUCAACAAAAUGUAGAAGAAAAUCAGAUUAAUAAAGAAUUUGAAGUAGAGGAUAUCAAAAAAGGAACAAUAGUACUUCAGCCAACAGAAAACGGUCAAACUUUUCAUCCUAUUCCUAAACAUGAAGAUGAUGACCGAUUUGAUUUAACGAGUGUUGAUAAAAACCAGCAAAUGAACUGUGUUAAAACUGAAGAAAUACAAGAAAAUAACGUUAAUUUGCAAGUCCUUCCCGUUAUUCCUGGACUGCAAACACUUUUGAAUGACGUAACCUUUGAUCAAUACAACGUACCGAUGAGUGAUUGCAGAACACAAUGA